AUGAGGCAUUAUGCGACAAUUACGCGCAUCGACGAGUUGGGACAAUGGCAGACAACGCACGUUGUGUUUUUCACCUCAGGCCGAGGAACAUGGAGGGCAGACGGAGCGGACAUGAGAGCAGAUGCGCAAGGUGUUCACGUCACUCCAAUAGUUCAACAGUUCGACAACGACGACGACGACCAUGGCGGCAGAUGUCACCUGAUGACCACUUAG
Molecule: messenger RNA, 213 nt
Organism: Soboliphyme baturini
Lineage: Eukaryota; Metazoa; Nematoda; Enoplea; Dioctophymatida; Soboliphymatidae
Source: the annotation of a GenBank genome assembly